This is a messenger RNA of Petromyzon marinus (sea lamprey), 1621 nucleotides long. Its product is annotated as stomatin. Lineage: Eukaryota; Metazoa; Chordata; Hyperoartia; Petromyzontiformes; Petromyzontidae. Gene Ontology annotation, cellular component: plasma membrane. The record is from RefSeq and is a predicted model, not a curated record.
UGAUGUCGUCAGAAGACGCGUCGUGUGUAUAAUCAGUCGCGAACCCUAUACUCUACAGAGGACUCUCACGUCUCUCUUAGCCCUGUCUUCGUGUUCUUAUUCGGUGCAGAAAUGUCGAAGAGGAAUCCGGACGACAACCAGUUGUACAGCUCUCCCGAUCCUUCCAGCAGUGGAGUCGGUUGCUGUGGUUACCUGUUAAUCGGACUUUCUUACUUUUUGAUACUCAUCACAUUCCCAAUAAGCAUAUGGAUGUGUUUCAAGAUAGUGCAAGAAUAUGAAAGAGCUGUCAUCUUCACACUAGGACGAAUCAAACCAGGAGGUGCUAAAGGCCCAGGUCUUUUUUGGAUAGUACCUUGCACAGACAACUUCGUGAAGGUGGACAUGAGGACAGUCAACUUUGACAUCCCUCCUCAAGAGAUUCUCACCAAGGACUCUGUGACGGUGAGUGUGGACGGCGUGGUGUACUACCGUGUACAGAACGCCAUCCUGUCUGUGGCCAACAUCACCAAUGCCAACUCGGCCACACAGCUGCUUGCCCAGACAACGCUCCGCAAUGUGCUGGGCACCAAGAACCUGGCCGAGAUCCUGUCUGACCGGGAGGAGAUCGCGCACACCAUGCAGCUCACACUGGACGAAGCUACAGACAACUGGGGAAUCAAGUUGGAGAGAGUGGACAUCAAGGACGUCAAGUUGCCCCAGCAGCUCCAGCGGGCCAUGGCAGCUGAGGCUGAGGCAACACGAGAGGCUAGAGCCAAGGUGAUUUCAGCGGAGGGAGAGAUGAACGCAUCGCGGGCACUCAAGGAGGCGGCCCAGGUAAUGGGGGAGGCCCCAGCAGCCAUGCAGCUCCGCUACCUGCAGACCCUCAAUACCAUUGCUGCCGAGAGGAACUCCACCAUCAUAUUCCCACUGCCCAUGGACCUGCUGCAGGGCAUGGGGGCAUCAUGGAAGAAAUGAGCCUUGCAUCGAGGUCCCAGGGAGUGACACCUUGAGCAUUAUUGUCAACCCUACCAAUUUGAGUAGUAGGCUUCCGAGUUUUAAUAUCUUGCUACUGCAUACCGAUGGUCAAAAUUGAUCAUAUCCAUCCUGAAACAAUUUUUUUUUACAAAUCUCUGCUUUGAAAAUCGAUUGGCAUCCAGUAAAACGGUUUAAGAAUGUAAACCUUCCACUUAAUUUGGUAGGGCUGGCAAGUAUGCCCCGAGGUCGUAAUCAGCAUUCAACAAAUUAAGUGGCUGUGUGUUGACUUGGAGUCAACGUUACAAUGCAUUGAUUCAUAAAUAAAUAUUGAUUCUUACGCUAUAAUACGUAUGUCGAUUAAUAACUAUUUUUGUGUGUACAUUUUUAAUUAAACGCAUGUGAACCCUGAAGCUGCUAGAAGUAGUUCCAUUGACAAUGUUAAAUACAUAUUUUGUUGAGUUGUGAUAAAUUACAUUCCUAAUGCUUAUUGUUGGGGUUAUGUUGGUACAGGAAGGUGUGUGUAAUUUUUAUAUAAAAGUAACAAUAUCAUACUAAUACAGACACUUCGAAUUUUACGUUUUGUUUUGUAACAAAGUUUAUCUGUCAGCAUAUAUUACAUCUAUAUUAUACAUAGUUUUUUUCUGAUUAAAUAUAAACAAUGAAACUG